AUGCCGGCAGAACAAGCAUCAGUUGAAGUCCGCCGCAAGGCGGCCCGUGAAGUAAUCGACAUUCUCCACGAGAUUGCAACUCUACUCAACACACACCUCGACCGCCAGCAACUUUCCUAUUGCGUCUCUUUGAUCGAGAACGGUGCAAACCCCGAAGCGUUAGCGAAAGUGAUCCAACAAUUACGCGUUCAAUACCCACUCUCGGAAGACGGCGAUGCAGAGGUCUGA
Messenger RNA from Didymella exigua CBS 183.55, 228 nucleotides. RefSeq lists its product as uncharacterized. NCBI's taxonomy places the organism in Eukaryota, Fungi, Ascomycota, Dothideomycetes, Pleosporales, Didymellaceae. Gene Ontology annotation, cellular component: interphase microtubule organizing center; gamma-tubulin ring complex; centrosome. The transcript is spliced from 3 exons. The record is from RefSeq and is a predicted model, not a curated record. Gene Ontology annotation, biological process: microtubule nucleation by interphase microtubule organizing center; gamma-tubulin complex localization; mitotic spindle assembly. The coding region runs from base 1 to 228 and encodes 75 amino acids.